GCUGCCCUGUUGUUGCUGUGCUGGAAACCCCGUACUGACUUUCUGAAGGGACCCAAGAUGGCUGAAUGCUCACAGGGGGUGCAGUUAACAAUUAUCUAGAUAAGCAACAUGAUUGAAAUGAAUGACAAAUAAUGUUAGUAUGUGAAACAUAACAUUGGGGGAGUUAUACGAUUACAACUUGAUGGUCUGCCUCAUUUUGAAAUGCAAGGACACCCAGUAAGGAGAGAGACGGAUUUCUCCGCGGCCCGGAGCCAGAACAUGGCGGAACACUUGGGAAAUAAAUAGCUAGCUAGCAGCUAACGUAUUAUAGAGAGCCACAUAGCUGAUCGGAAACGUCGGGGGCAAUAUUGAACGACACUGGUUGCGGUUCGUAAACGGGCAAUAAUGUAACCGGUGUAACCGGUGUAUUUGUCGAUGUAUAAUAAUGUACUGUUUUCAUAAGAUGUUGAAUGUAGCUAGGCAGUUAGCCGACUAGCUAGCUAACGUGCUAGCUAGUUAGCUCCGGUAGAUAGCUAGCUAGCUAGCAUACAGCAAUUAUCUCAGUGUACUAUAGCUGAAGUCCUCUAACGUAGCCACACUAUUACACUGAAUGUUUCCCAUUCGAACAUAGUUUUCAUACGUAUUAUUUGGUCUAUGAUUGUACUGUUCGUGUAGCUAAUUUCUGAAGGAGAAUGUGUAACUAGCUAGCUAGCAAACUGGUCUGCUAGACAGCGCGAGUUGACGCGUCGUAGCCUUUCUAGUCUGCGCGAGACAAGUUUUGUGGAAGCCAGCUAGCAUCUGUAGCAAGCUACAAAUAGCGAACAGUGAUAACUAGCUAGAUAAUAUAGUUUCUGAACUCUACUUACUAAGUGGAUCUACAGUAGUUGAUCCUCACAACCACCAUACUAGGCAGUUGGUAGAGUUGGUGCGAGGUAAACAGAAAUCGGCUGGGGAAAGCGGUCACGACCACCUGCCAAAAUGACGGACACCCGCCGCCGAGUCAAAGUGUAUACGCUCAACGAGGACAGACAAUGGGACGACCGCGGCACGGGACACGUCUCCUCGGGCUAUGUAGAGAGGCUGAAAGGCAUGUCUCUGCUGGUGCGAGCGGAGAGCGAUGGUGAGUCAGGUAAAAGUAUUGUCAUACUCUCACUAAUACUCACAACCAUUGAUUGAUUACUAUACUAUUUGUUCUGAUCAUGUCAUGAUGAUGAUGAUGUUGUUGAUAACACCUAGCUAGCUAACUGUAAACAAACUACAUAGCCUCGUUUUUUGUGUGCUAUUAUGAAAACAGUCAAAAGAGGAGCCUCUAUAUCUAAUGAGUGGGCGGUCCAUUGAGCCCUUGAGGUCCUAUACAAGUCACUGAUCCUGAAUCUUCAUACUAUGUGCACUAAAAUAUAUAAACAGAUAGCUUUUUUUUUAAAAUCUAGCUAGAAGUGAUCAUGGAAUAUCAUGCCCCAUCUCUUUCCUCCACAGUUGUAUUGAGCCAGGCCCCUGUUGGAAACACUGCUCAGUCCAAGCAGUAUGUCAUCGCCUUACAGUUACAUAAUCACACUGCCCCCACAGCCUCCCAAAGAGGGACCGAGAUACACAACUCCCGAUUUAGCCCCCCCCUCUCGUCCUGUUGCAGCAGUGAGCUGCGUCCACCUCAGCUUUAGAAGUCUUUGUGCAAAGCUGCAUGUUAGUUUUUGGUGUUAUUGCUAACACGCUUUGUGUUUCUUCACACCCUCAGGUUCCCUACUGCUGGAGUCGAAGAUUAACCCAAACACAGCCUACCAGAAACAACAGGUCAGUCACUUGCUAGACGAAGACACUUGAAUGUUAGUAUAAUGUCUCCUGUCUUAUUCGAAAAGUGUAUUUGUGAUGGUAAUAGUGCUGUUUUGUCUCUUUCCAUCAGGACACGUUGAUAGUGUGGUCGGAGGCUGAGAACUAUGACCUGGCCCUCAGCUUCCAGGAGAAGGCCGGCUGCGAUGAGAUCUGGGAGAAAAUCUGUCAGGUAAUCACACUUUUCUUCUCUGUGUGUGCGCGUUUGUUGUGUGUGUACGUAUUAGAUUAAGGUGGAACAUGCUCAACUCGGUCUUGUGGCUAGAAGCCAAAAAUCCACUAAUAAUUAAGUAGUAAUAGUUUAGCACUCACUUAAAGUAACAGCAGAUACUUAGAAUUUUAGAAAAUCUAAGUAUGGUUUAAAGGUAAGAGCAUGCAUGUUCGUGUAUAUCUAAUGUCUUCAUGUGUUGUGUUUUGACUUGUGUGUCUCUCUGUUGACUUGUGUGUCUCCCCUAAUGUUGUGGUGUUAGAACUUGGUUUGUUCAUGUGAUUUUUGACUCCUGUGUCUCCGUCCCAUCUCUACCAGGUCCAGGGCAAGGACCCGUCGGUGGACAUCACCCAGGAGCUGGUGGAUGAGUCGGAGGAGGAGCGCUUCGACGACAUGUCCUCCCCGGGGCUCGAGCUCCCGCCCUGCGAGCUGGGCCGCCUCGAGGAGCUCGCCGAACUUGUGGCCUCCUCCCUCCCUUCGCCCUUACGCCGUGAGAAACUGGCCCUGGCCGUGGAGAACGAGGGCUACAUCCGCAAGCUCCUGGAGCUCUUCCGCCAGUGUGAGGUCCUAGAAAACGCUGAUGGCCUCCACCACCUCUACGAGAUUGUCAAGGGCAUCUUCCUGCUGAACCGCACUGCCCUGUUCGAGGUCAUGUUCUCCGAGGAGUGCAUCAUGGACGUGAUUGGCUGCCUGGAGCACGACCCGGCGCUGGGGGCGGCGCCCCGCCGCCACCGUGACUUCCUCACUAAGACUGCCCGCUUCAAGGAGGUGAUCCCCAUUGGCGACCCUGAGCUGCGCGCCAAGAUCCACCAGACGUACCGCGUGCAGUACAUCCAGGACAUGGUGCUGCCCACGCCGUCGGUGUUCGAGGAGAACAUGCUCUCCACGUUGCACUCGUUUAUCUUCUUCAACAAGGUGGAGAUUGUGGGCAUGCUGCAGGUGAGUUGGUGGGGACACGGGGAGGGGGCAUGCAUGCACAGUGAACACAAAUAUGUUGUGUAUUUAUUCCUCAUUAUUAUCUUGCUAGUAUUUUUUUAUUUUUUUUACAUUUUUCUCUCUGCAUUGUUGGGAAGGUCCCGGAAGUAAGCAUUUCACUGUUAGUCUACACCUGUUGUUUACCAAGCAUGUGACUAUUUGAUUUUGAUUUGAAAUAAGGACACAGAGGGAGCACACACAGUCAGGACAACAUAGGCCAGAGGAAGUAAUGCACAUGGGGAGCAGCGAGCGUGCUGUACUGGUGAAAUGUCAGCGAUUUCUGCGUUUGGUUUUAUUUUGGUUUUAUUUUUCUUAUGAUAUCCAUAUAAACCCCUGUCUGACAAGUCUCCUUGUCAUUGGCGAAAAGACUGGCCUUUUGGCAAUCUCAACAUUCAAUAUGCGCAAACAUUUAGCUGUUAGCUAGGCAAGUUGUUGUAUUUUAAGGUAUUUUGUGGUAUUUAGUUAGAGAAUUUAGAUGUGAGCUAGCAACUUUUGACAGACUGGUUUCAUCUGGACAAACAAACUGCUUAGGAACCGGAUACCAACGUGUUGUGAUUGGACGAUAGCUGUGAGGGUGAUCUCCUCGAGCUCAUUAAUUAGACUGUUCAUAUUUGAAGAUGGCAGAAAGGCCAGUCUCUUUGGUAAAUGACAUGAAGUACAGAGACUUAUACACAGGCUAUAUAAACCUUUGUGAACCAUACCUGGAGCCCAGAGUUUUCUCUGGCCAGGUUUAUUCUCCUGGCCCUAACCCCACUGCUUGGUCAGCCUGGCCCUAACCACUCCGCUUGGAACUUAAAUAAAUGUUCAGCCAUUGUAUAAGUACAGAGGCACCAGAUAAGGUGUAGUGUAGAUGACUACUGUGUGUUGUUGCUAUACAGUAAGCCUGUGCUUUUUUUUAGUUUGUCUUGUGUGUGCUGUACCCAUUGUCAAUGAUUGGCUGCUUUUAUUACAUUUACAUUUUAGUCAUUUAGCAGACGCUCUUAUCCAGAGCGACUUACAGUUAGUGCUUACAUAAUUUUAUCGAACCCACAACCCUGGCGUUGCAAACGCCAUGCUCUACCAACUGAGCUACAUCCCCUGCCGGCCAAAUCCCUUUUAUGGUGAAAUUAUGUUUGUUUUUGCAUUGUCAACUCCCCGCCUUGUUGGUAGUCUCCGUAGAAACGCCAGAGUGUUUUGUAAACAAGUUAUGCUGCGUUGGGGAAACAGACAGACAUGGGCUGUGUUCAUCAGGCACCAAAGGGAAGAAAGCAGACUGAAGCAGGGAGGGACUAGCUGGGCUUGUCCAAUAAGCAAAGUUAAUUUGCUGACUCUGAAACUAGGCUAACUAUGGUAAAACUGUUGUGACAAGGACUAGGAAUUACUUGGGUGCCGAUACAAUAUGUACACUGAACAACAAUAUAAACACAACAUUUUAAAGUGUUGGUCCCAUGUUUUAUGAGCUGAAAUAAAAGAUCCCAAGAAUUUGUCCAUACGCACAAAGUUUAUUUCUCUCAAAUUUUGUGCACAAAUUUGUUUACAUCCAUGUUAGUGAGCCUUUCUCUUUUGCCAAGAUAAUCCAUUCACCUGACAGGUGUGGCAUAUCAAGAAGCUGAUUAAACAGCAUGAUCAUUACACAGGUGCACCUUGUGCUGGGGACAAUAAAAGGCCACUCUAAAAAGUGCAGUUUUGUUAACCCAACACAAUGCCACAGAGGUUUUGAGGGAGUGUGCAAUUGGCAUGCUGACUGCAGGAAUGUCCAGCAGAGCUCUUGCCAGAGAAUUGAAUUCAUUUCUGUACCAUAAGCCGUCGUUUUAGAGAAUUUGGCAGUAUGUCCAACCGGCCUCACAACCGCAGACCAUGUGUAUGGCGUUGUGUGGGCGAGCGGUUUGCUGAUGUCAACAUUGUGAACAGAGUGCCCCAUGGUGGCGGUGGGGUUAUGGUACGGGCAGGCAUAAGCUACGGACAACAAACACUAUUGCAUUUUAUCGAUAGCAAUUUGAAUGCACAGAGAUACCGUGACGAGAUCCUGAGGCCCAUUGUUGUGCCAUUCAGCCACCGCCAUCACCUCAUGUUUCAGCAUGAUAAUGCACGGCCCCAUGUUGCAAGGAUCUGUACACAAUUCCUGGAAGCUGAACAUGUCCCAGUUCUUCCAUGGCUUGCGUACUCACCAGACAUGUGACCCAUUGCGCAUGUUUGGGAUGCUCUGGACCAAGUUCCCGCCAAUAUCCAGUAAUGUCGCACAGCCAUUUAAGAGGAGUGGGACAACAUUCCACAGGCCACAAUCAACAGCCUGAUCAACUCUAUGUCACACUGCUUGAGGCAAAUGGUGGUCACACCAGAUACUGACUGGUUUUCUUUCUGUGACCAACAUAUGCAUAUCUGUAUUCCCAAUCGUAUGAAAUCCAUAGAUUAGGGUCUAAUUUAUUUAAAUUGACUGAUUUCCUUAUGAACUGUAACUCAGUAAAAUCGUUCUAUUUUUGUUCAGUAUAUUACGAUUCUAAAUGUGUUCCGAUUCUGCGAUUUUUAAAUGUUCCAAACAUUGCUAUAUGUCUGCUGCAGAGGGACGAGAGAGCCAUGCGAAAACGAGGUUUUGAUCAGUCAUGGAAAUAAAAGUGCUGAAAAGAAGAAGAGAACGCGCUAUAGAAUGUAAGAGUUUUGGCACAGUACGGCCCAUUAGCGCAAAAAUAAUAUUGCGAUAACGGAAAAAAUGAUAUUGCAAUAUAAGUAAAAAAUUAUGUGCCUAUAUGUAACAAUCUAUUUUUCCCCUAUCGCUAAUGAGGACUUCUCAUAACGGUCCUUUAUCUAGGCAGAGGUUUUCAACUUCCUGUUACGGCUCUAACCUGGCCAGUCUGUCCCCUGUGAGUCAGGGUUGUGUUUAGCUAAAACGUUUUUCAACUAAAAGUUCAAAUGAGUGUUGUACUUCUUCCUUUUGGGGAAAAAAUGGUCUUGUUUCGUGCCUAUUGAAACAACCACAGUGUAAACGCAGCAUGGUGGGACAGCUAAACAUCAGCAGACCUAUUUACCACGCAAGCUUCAGAUACAAAUUGCCUUCAUAGGCACAGAUCUAGGAUCAGCUUUACCCCUCUCCAACUCUAACCAUAGCCAUUUAGGAGUCAAACUCAAAAACUGACAGUAGAUCUGUGUCCUUGUGCAACUUUAUCCCGUUAUCCUCCUUCUCAUCCUUUGUGUUCUCUUGGUUUUCUUUCCUUCCCGGUCAGGAUGAUGAGAAGUUCCUGACCGACCUCUUUGCACAGCUCACAGACGAGUCCACAGACGACGACAAGCGAUACGAACUGGUACGCCAACUGACAUCAGCACAGACGCCACUAAUGCCGGAUUCCCACUAUAUACCCGAGCAAGCUAGGUCUCAUAACCAGGCCUUAUAAUGUCAAUCAAGCACAAGGGUUUAUUGUGACAAAAUGGUCAAAUAUUACCACUUUUCUGACACCCUGUAUAGUAGUCAUGGGCUAACAUGAAGUUCUCUUCCCCACAGGUAAACUUCCUGAAGGAGUUCUGCGCCUUCUCCCAGACGUUGCAACCUCAAAACAGAGAAGCCUUCUUCAAGACGCUGUCGAACAUGGGCGUUCUCCCUGCACUAGAGGUGGUACUGGUGAGAGCACACACAGCACUCCAGACCUGGGUCAUACACAUGUCAAAUACUUGAAAGUGUUUGAGGAUUUUGUCAUAGUCUGGGGGAGAAGGACAAAUGUAUUGUUUGUAAAAUGUGACAAAAUGGCAGCUGUUCUUGCCGUGAUUAUGGUCUGUGUGUAAGUUUAAAGUUUUAUUAGUCGUAUGUAUGGCAUACACCGUCCAAUGAGAAGCUUACCUGCAGGUUCCUUCUGGACAAUGCAACAACAAUAAGAAAUAAUAAAAUAUGAGAAUACGAACAUAAAGUAAAUGUCUCAGUAGAACAGAAUAAACAUUUUAGCAUCAGUAUAAUACAGGAAGCCACAAUUUAUAGUCUUAAUAUUUACAUGUGUUUUGGGGAAGAGGGGAUUGGUGCAGUAUUUAGCGGUCAUGUAAUUUAGUUUUGUGUUUUCUGCACGUAAAUAAAUAAUAGUGUCUUAUAAGCCCAUGUAAGCUGGCCACCAAUGAGCUGGCCCCACCAAUAGGUGUAUGACACUGGAAUAAAAACAAUCAAUCAAAAUGUAAUUGAUUAAGCUUGGGCAUUAGGGUUGGAAAUGGAAAGGCACUUUUGGGACCGUUCCAUUCAAGCGUUUUGACCAGCGUACUAAGGUGCCAUCAGCCUUUAACAAUUACUAACAAACUUAGAUGUUUUUUCCUUUACUAACUACUUUAUAAUAAUGUUGUUUUAUUCCAGUCUACUCUGUUCUACUCCUUAAUAUUCUAUUCCAUUGUGUUCUGUGUGCGUGCCAUCAGGGGAUGGAUGAUGUGCAGGUGCGCGGCGCAGCCACCGAUAUCUUCUCCUAUCUGGUGGAGUACAACCCCUCUAUGGUACGAGAGUUUGUCAUGCAGGAGUCCCAGCAGAAUGACGACGUGAGUACAGCUUUCACCCUAUACCAGGGAUGUGUUUACUAUGAACCAAACGGAAUUCAGCGGAGAGGGACCUGCCUGAAUUUGUCCUAUAGGAAACGGGUCAUUGCAAAAUGUUUUCCAUUUGGCGUAAACGGUUUGCGUUGAAAAAAGUUUGGAACUGAAUCUGCUACGGUCUUCGUCUAAUGAAUGCAUCCCCCAUAGUAGGACAUCCGAGAUGCUAACCUCAGAGUUAUGGACUAUCGAAAUGGGACAAAUAUAAAACAAACAAAAAACAGACUUCUGUAUCGGCUAUAGACAAACGUAAAUGUUGCGUGUGUUAAAACGCAUCAGACAUUCACAGUAUUGGGCUAGGCCUAAAUGAAAUCAAUGCUUGUUUUGGUUUUUAAGUGAAUUUCAAAGUUACGGAUAUUUCAGUGUUCCGAUCGACAAUCGACCUCCAUUCCCAACAUGUUAAUAUCUCUUGAGGUCGUACCGUAUGGGCAUCUGGGUCGUUUCUAAAGAACAUCUUGUUCUGCCCCUUGAGGCAAUUAGCGCGGAUAGAGCAAUUUGCUAUGGAAUGGGUAAGCUAGUUGUUUACGUGUUUGAUUGGUAAUACAAGUGACAUUUCAGAGGUGGGAAGAGAGCGAUAAACAGGGGUGGACAUGGAGGGGACCGGGCUUGAAGCGUUGAACAUCAUGAUGUUUAGGCCAUUACUAGUAUCGGAACAUUAUUACCCGGUUCUCAAGAUUUUAAAAUAAGGGUUCUGUUCCGGAACACUAGAGAUCACUUUCGGUUCUGUUUCCGUUCCUGAAAAUGUUGUUAUUUUCCGGUGUUCUGUUCCCUGAACUGGUUCCAACCCCUGGUUGGAACAUUAUGAGUGCUGGUGUUCCAGGUUGUCGUUUUUGCUGUUGCGCUGCUGUGCAUUUCAGGAGAAUUCUAGGCUUAUGUCCCAUCAAUGAGGUUCCUGAGAUGUUAAACACUUUUACAGGCAUUGUGAUCCUGAAUCCUUUGGUAAUUUGUACAGCUUGACUGCAAUAAAGAUGACCUGGAACGCCACCAUUGUGCAUGAUGCUGAGUUCACAUAGGCGACUCAUCAUGCCAGGACGAAACCUGAUGUCAUUGUUUGCAAUGAGACAAUGAUGCCUAAAACGUUUAACCUUUUGCCUUCUGUUAGUCAUCAUGAAUAGUCUUAAGCUAACUCAAACAAUAACUAGGCUCAUUUUAAUGUUUAUCAUCAGGAUAUGUUUAGCAACAUCUCCUACAGUCUAGCUAGGAAGUUUGGCUGUACAAAGCGCCAUAUAUAUUCAAUUUGGAUUUUUGGAUGUAGCUAAGCUAGCAUGUUCUUCAAACCAGCCAGCCAAGCAAACUGACAUGCAACAUUGGGUAGUCCACUUCUGACAUUCUUUGAGUCACCUAUAUGUUUUUAAACGUAGCAUGAGUGCUAGUGGUGAUAUUGCCUCUAGACACUGAUCUUGGAUCAGUUUUGCAUUUCCCCCUACUAAUGGUUAAGGUUCGUCUUGGGGGAGGGGAAGCUGAUCCUAGUUCUGUCCCUAGGGGAGCAGUGCUAAUGGUGUCUGUCUAAAGUCUCUCUUGUAUCUCCCACCGUGUCUCUCCCAGGACAUUCUGCUGAUCAACCUGAUCAUCGAGCACAUGAUCUGUGACACGGACCCCGAGCUGGGUGGCGCCGUGCAGCUGAUGGGCCUGCUGCGCACCCUGGUGGACCCCGAGAACAUGCUGGCUACCGCCAACGUGAGUAGAGCGCCUCGCUUCUUACCUGUUAACCUCUCACCCUUUCUUACCCCUUUCACCCUGAGCUAACACCCCUCACCCCGGGAACAUGCUGGUCAUCGCCAACAAAAGUCUAGUUGCCUCUCACACCUCUCUCCUCUGACCCCGAGACGACACCUCUCUCCUCUGACCCCGAGACGACACCUCUCUCCUCUGACCCCGAGACGACACCUCUCUCCUCUGACCCCGAGACCACACCUCUCUCCUCUGACCCCGAGACGACACCUCUCUCCUCUGACCCUGAGAUAGUGGCUGGAAUCGACUCCUAGCUCCUCCCUGGGCUGGAUUUAAAAUCUACUAGGCAUACUUCAUAGUGGCUCUGUGACUGUUUUGUGACUCCACCACGCACCGCACCUAGGGCUUCACACAGAGAUUUAGGUGCAUGCCAGUAUGUGCAACUAAGGAGAUCACUUGGUGUGAACGCAACUUAAAACCCAAACCCAGUGUAAGCCAAAAACUAUUAACUCCCUAGGCACUUCCUCUAGACCAGUGGUUUUUAAACCUCUCCUCUGGGGACCCCCAGACAUUUCUCAAUUUUGUUGUAGCCCUUAACUAGCUACACUUGAUUCAUCUAAUGAAGGGCUUGAUGAUUAGUUGACAAGUUGAAUCAGGUGUGCUAGCUGUGGAACUGCCUUGCGUCCCAGACGAGCGGUUUGAGAACCCCUGGUCUAGAGCGCCUGUUUGCAACAGUUUGUCUCUGGUCCUCCUGCAGAAAACUGAGAAGACUGAGUUCCUGAGCUUCUUCUACAAGCACUGCAUGCACGUCCUCUCUGCUCCUCUGCUGGCCAACACCACGGACGACAAACUCAGCAAAGGUGAGUCCAUCAAUCCCCUGUAUGUAUGUGUUCGUGUAUCUGUCCCUGGCCAAAUAAACCAUACAUUUUAAGUUCCACUGUAAAUGUGUGAGUUCUCUGAUUAUCAUGAUGAUGGACACAUUCACUGAAAGUUAUACACACACACACUCCAUAUGAGCCACUGUACUGUAUGUGUGUGUGUGUGCUUUAUGAUAGGUAUGAACACACACCCCCCUCCCCCCAAACGCACACCGUUAACACUCUCCCCCUUUAGAUGACUUCCAGACGUCUCAGCUGCUGGCGCUGAUCCUGGAGCUGCUGACGUUCUGUGUGGAGCACCACACGUACCACAUCAAGAACUACAUCAUCAACAAGGACGUCUUGCGCCGGGUCCUGGUUCUCACCGCCUCGCAGCACGCCUUCCUGGCCCUUUGUGAGUCCCCUAUAUACAUACAUACAUACAUACACACUGUAUAGUCAGGGGUUAAAGUUCGCUGUUACUGCGACGGAUUUUUGUCAUAUGGAUUCUGGAGAGGUCGUUUUCUUUUGUAGAUCCGCAAUAAAAAAUAUCUGGGGUGGGGGGGGGGUGUUUAACAGUGUGUGUUUGGGGAUAGGUGUGUUCAUAACAAUCAUAAUGCACUCACACACACACAUAUACAGUACAUUGGGGGGGGGGGGGGGGGUAGUUUGGCCUAAUACAUAAGCAUCUCUGUUCUACUAAAUAUAUUCCCAAAUAAAUGUAUAUGUCAAAUAUUUUAUUUUCUCUUACGCUGUAUGCACUGAACUGACAUGCACGAUUGUUGCUGACACUCCAAUGUUCAGAUGAAGGGAAUUAAUGUAUUAAUCUAUAAUGCGCAUCACUCAGACAGCGAUGUAUAGCCUAGUCUUUUUAUCACUCAGGAUGGAACUUUCCAGUGCUACUAUUUUUGCAAUGUAAUGUUAUUAAAACGAAAUCAGACAACCCCAUAGUAGAAUAGUUUACCUAGUCGGCUUGUGUGUUCUAUGUGAGAAAAAUAUUCCCCUCGAGGCGCAUUCAAGUUGCGAGAGCCAUAGGGAGGGAAACGUAUUCUGACGAGCAGUCAAUGCACAACCAUUCUUAAUGCAAUCGCAGGAAAACACUUUUGAAAGCAGUUUACGCAAAUGUAUUUUGUGAGCAGUUUUUGGCCUUUUAAAAAAGAGUGGGAUCCCAGUUUUCCAUUGCUACCACGUUUAUUUAUAUUUCUCUUGCUCGAGUGGCAUCGUUUUGCAAGUGCAGGUACAACCGGAGUUCAAGCAUGUUAGGCGCAGCUUCGCAACAUAGCUCUUAAAGGGGCAAUGGCAUCUUAAAAUGGCAAUGGCAUAGCCCUACUUUGUAACAGAAACCAAAAUAAUCAACAUUUUCGAGUGAAUAAUAAUUAAUAAUCAGCCUAUAUAUACACACUACCGUUCAAAAGUUUGGGGUCUCUUAGAAAUGUCCUCGUUUUCGAAAGAAAAGCAUUUUUUUGUCCAUUUUAAAAAAAAAAAUAUCAUCGAAUUGAUCAGAAAUACAGUGUAGACAUUGUUAAUGUUGUAAAUGGCUAUUGUAGCUGGAAACGGCUGAUUUUUAAUGGAAUAUCUACAUAGGCGUACAGAGGCCCAUUAUCAGCAACCAUCAGUCCUGUGUUCCAAUGGCACGUUGUGUUUGCUAAUCCAAGUUUAUCAUUUUAAAAGGCUAGUUGAUCAUUAGAAAACCCUUUUGCAAUUAUGUUAGCCCAGUUGAAAACUGUUGUGCUGAUUAAAGAAGCAAUAAAACUGGCCUUCUUGAGACUAGUUGAGUAUCUGGAGCAUCAGUAAUUGUGGGUUCGAUUACAGGCUCAAAAUGGCCAGAAACAAAGAUCUUUCUUCUGAAACUCGUCAGUAUAUUCUUGUUCUGAGAAAUGAAGGCUAUUCCAUGCGAGAAAUUGCAAAAAAAACUGAAGAUCUCAUACAACGCUGUGUACUACUCCCUUCACAGAACAGCGCAAACUGGCUAUAACCAGAAUAGAAAGAGGAGUGGGAGGCCCCGGUGCAAAACUGAGCAAGAGGACAAAUACAUUACAGCUUCUAGUUUGAGAAACAGACGCCUCACAGGUCCUCAACUGGCAGCUUCAUUAAAUAGUACCCGUAAAACACCAGUCUCAACGUCAACAGUGAAGAGGCGACUCCGUGAUGCUGACCUUCUAGGCAGAGUUGCAAAGAAAAAGCCAUAUCUCAGACUGGCCAAUAAAAAUAAAAGAUGGGCAAAAGAACACAGACACUGGACAGAGGAAGAUAGGAAAAAGUGUCAUGGACAGACGAAUCGAAGUUUGAGGUGUUCGGAUCACAAAGAAGAACAUUUGUGAGACGCAAACCAAAUGAAAAGAUGCUGGAGGAGUGCUUGAUGCUAUCUGUCAAACAUGGUGGAGGCAAUGUGAUGGUCUGGGGGUGCUUUGGUGGUGGUAAAGUGGGAGAUUUGUACAGGGUAAAAGGGAUCUUGAAGAAGGAAGGCUAUCACUCCAUUUUACAACGCCAUGCCAUACCAUGUGGACGGCGCUUGAUUGGAGCCAAUUUCCUCCCACAACAGGACAAUGACCCAAAGCACAGCUCCAAACUAUGCAAUAACUAUUUAGGGAAGAAGCAGUCAGCUGGUAUUCUGUCUAUAAUGCAGUGGCCAGCACAGUCACCGGAUCUCAACCCUAUUGAGCUGAAGUGUCCAUCAAGCCAAUCCAACUUGUGGGAGGUGCUUCAGGAAGCAUGGGGUGAAAUAUCUUCAGAUUACCUCAACAAAUUGACAACUAGAAUUCCAAAGGUCUGCAAGGCUGUAAUUGUUGCAAAUAGAGGAUUCACCUGUAUUUGGGGAGUUUCUCCCCUCUCAAGCUGUCAGGUUGGAUGGGGAGCAUGGCUGUACAGCUAUUUUCAGGUGUCUUCAGAGAUGUUCGAUUGGGUUCAAGUCCGGGCUCUGGCUGGGCCACUCAAGGACAUUCAGAGACUUGUCCCGGAGCCACUCCUAUGUUGUCUUGGCUGUGUGCUUAGGGUUGUUGUCCUGUUGGAAGGUGAACCUUUGCCCCAGUCUGAGGUCCUGAGCGCUCUGGAGCAGGUUUUCAUCAAGGAUCUCCCUGUACUUUCCUCCGUUCAUCUUUCGCUCGAUCCUGACUAGUCUCCCAGUCCCUGCCGCUGAAAAACAUCCCCACAGCAUGAUGCUGCCACCACCAUGCUUCACCGUAGAGAUGGUGCCAGGGUUCCUCCAGACGUGACGCUUGGCAUUCAGGCCAAAUAGUUCAAUAUUGGUUUCAUCAGACCAGAAAAUCUUGUUUCUCAUGGUCUUAGAGUCUUUAGGUGCCUUUUGGCAAACUCCAAGCAGGCUGUCAUGUGCAUUUUACUGAGGAGUGGCUUCCGUCUGGCCACUCUACCAUAAAGGCCUGAUUGGUGGAGUGCUGCAGUGAUAUUUGUCCUUCUGGAAGAUUCUCCCAUCUCCACAGAGGAACUCUAGAGCCCUGUCAGAGUGACCAUCGGGUUCUUGGUCACCUCCCUGACCAAGGCCCUUCUCCCCCGAUUGCUCAGUUUGGCCGGGCGGCCAGAUCUAGGAAGACUUGGUGGUUCCAAACUUUUCCAUUUAAGAAUGAUGGAGGCCACUGUGUUCAUGGGGGCCUUCAAUGCUGCAGACUGUUUUUGGUACCAUUCCACAGAUCUGUGCCUUCGACAUAAUCCUGUCUCGGAGCUCUACGGACAAUUCCUUCAACCUCAUGGCUUGGUUUUUGCUCUGACAUGCACUGUCAGCUGUGGGACCUUAUAUAGACAGGUGUGUGCCUUUUUUAAAAAGUUGUAGAAAUAUCUCAAGGAUUAUCAAUGGAAACAGGAUGCACCUGAGCUCAAUUUUGAGUCUCAUUGUCAAGGGUUUGAAUACUUAUAUAAAUAAUUUCUGUUUUAUUUUUAAUGAAUUUGCAAACAUAUCUAAACACCUGUUUUCGCUUUGUCAUUAUGGGGUACUGUGUGUAGAUUGAGGGGGGAAAAAAGUAUUUAAUCAAUUUUAGAAUAAGGCUGUAACAUAACAAAGUGGAAAAAGUAAAGGGGUCUGAAUACUCUCCGAAUGCACUGUAUAGCUGAUGUGAAAUCACUACUUAGUAGCUAGCGAUAGUAGUAACGUGAGUAACGGCCAUCGUGCAAGUGACGUUACCUUCCCUUAGACACAAAAGUCAACGUAAUAGACUAGUCUCUUGGCCUGUCAGUUAGCACGGCUGGCUUUGGGUGGCAGGGUCCCUGGGUCUAACUCUGCUUUGGGCAGACAGGGACGGAAGCUAUAUUGUCACACAGUGCUGACACUCCCUGUCUCCUUCUCCACCCUCUCCCCUUCUCUCUCUCUCACUCUCACUCUCACUCUCACUCUCACUGUCGGUCUGUCUGUCUGUUCUCUGUCUCCCCCUUACCCUCUCCUCCAGGUGCGCUGCGCUUCAUGCGGCGGAUCAUCGGUCUGAAGGACGAGUUCUAUAACCGCUACAUCAUAAGGAACUUCCUGUUUGAGCCCGUGGUCAAGGCUUUCCUCAACAACGGUACCCGCUACAACCUCAUGAACUCGGCCAUCAUAGAGAUGUUUGAGUAUGUCCGCGUGGUGAGUUUUCUUCCGCUUCCAAUGUCUCAUCCUUUUGUGAUUAACUUUUGAUUGUAAUUUUCAAAUAUAUACACUGAAAUAAAUAAAUUAGGCCCUUAUCUAUGGAUGUCACAUGACUGGGAAUACAGAUAUGCAUCUGUUGGUCACAGAUACCUUAAAAAGAAAAGGUAGGGGCGUGGAUCUGAAAACCAGUCAGUAUCUGGUAUGACCACCAUUUGCCUCAUGCAGCGCGACACAUCUCCUUCGCAUAGAGUUGAUCAGGCUGUUGAUUGUGGUCUGUGGAAUGUCAUCCCACUCCUCUUCUAUGGCUGUGCGAAGUUGCUGGAUAUUGGCGGGAACUGGAACACGCUGUCGUACACGUCAAUACAGAGCAUCCCAAACAUGCUCAAUGGGUGACAUGUCUGGUGAGUAUGCAGGCCAUGGAAGAACUAGGACAUUUUCAGUUUCCAGGAAUUGUUUACAGAUCCUUCCGACAUGGGGCCGUGCAUUAACAUGCUGAGACAUGAGUGGUGGAUGAAUAGCACGACAAUGGGCCUCAGGAUCUCGUCACGGUAUCUCUGUGCAUUCAAAUUGCCAUUGAUAAAAUGCAAUUGUGUUCGUUGUCCGUAGCUUAUGCCUGCCCAUACCAUAACCUCACCGCCACCAUGGGGCAGUCAAGACCCUGAGUGACGAGCACGCAGAUGAUCUACCCAGAGACCGUUUCUGACAGUUUGUGCAGAAAUUAUUCCAUUGUGCAAACUCACAGUUUCAUCAGCUGUCCGGGUGGCUGGUCUCAGACGAUACAGCAGGUAAAGAAGCUGUUUGUGGAGGUUCUGGGCUGGCAUAGUUACACGUGGUCAUGUGGCUCAUGGUAGAGAACUUAACAUUAAAUUAUCUGACAAAAGCUCUGGUGGACAUUCCUGCAGUCAGCAUGCCAAUUGCACGAUCCCUCAAAACUUGAGACAUCUGUGGCGUUGUGUGACAAAACUGUACAUUUUAGAGUGGCCUUUUAUUGUCCCCAGCACAAGGUGCACCUGUGUCAUGAUCAUGCUGUUUAAUCAGCUUCUUGAUAUGCCACACCUGUCUGGUGGUUGGAUUAUCUUGGCAAAGGAGAAAUGCUCUCUAACAGGGAUGUAAACAAAUUUGUGAACAAAAUGUUAUAAAUGUAUGGUAUUGACAGUACCAGUCAAAACGUUUGGAAACACCUACUCAUUCAAGGGUUUUUCUUUAUUUUUUACAUUGUAGAAUAAUAGUGAAGACAUCAACUAUGAAAUAACACAUAUGGAAUCAUGUAGUAACCAAAAAAGUGUUAAACAAAUCACCAGCAAAGCACCCCCAAACCAUCACACCACCUCUUCCAUGCUUCUUAAAUUUGGACUCGUCAGACCAAAGGUCAGAUUUCCACCGGUCUAAAGUCAAUUGCUCGUGUUUCUCGGCCCAAGCAAGUCUCUUCUUCUUAUUGGUGUCCUUUAGUAGUGGUUCCUUUGCAGCAAUUUGACCAUGAAGGCCUAAUUUCACCUCUGAACAGUUGAUGUUGAGAUGUCUGUUACUUGAACUCUGAAGCAUUCAUUUGGGCUGCAAUCUGAGGUGCAAUUAACUCUAAUGAAUUUAUCCUCUGCAGCAGAGGUAACUCUGGGUCUUCCUUUCCGGUGGCGGUCCUCACGAGAGCCAGUUUCAUCAUAGCGCUUAAUGUUUUUUGAAAAUUCUUGAAAUGUUCCGGAUUGACUGACCUUCAUGUCAUAAAGUAACGAUGGACUGUCAUUUCUCUUUGGUUAUUUGAGCUGUUCUUGCCAUAAUAUGCACUUGGUCUUUUACCAAAUAGGGCUAUCUUCUGUAUACCAACCCUACCUUGUCACAACACAACUGAUUGGCUCAAACGCAUUAAGAAGGAAAGAAAUUCCACAAAUUAACUUUUAAGAAGGCACACCUGUUAAUUGAAAUGCAUUCAAGGUGACUACCUCAUGAAGCUGGUUGAGAGAAUACCAAGAGUGUGCAAAGCUGUCAUCAAGGCAAAGGGUGGCUACUUUGAAGUACUUUUUUUUGGUUACUACACGAUUCCAUAUGUGUUAGUUCAUAGUUUUGGUGUCUUCACUGUUAUUCUACAAUGUAGAAAAUAGUAAAAAUAAUGAAAUACCCUCGAAUGAGUAGGUGUGUCCAAACUUUUGACUGGUACUGUAUGUACAGUUGAAGUCGGAAGUUUACAUACACCUUAGCCAAAUACAUUUAAACUCAGUUUUUCACAAUUCCUGACAUUUAAUCAUAGUAACAAUUCCCUGUCUUAGGUCAGUUAGGAUCACCACUUCAUUUUAAGAAUGUGAUAUGUCAGAAUAAUAGUAGAGAGAGUUAUUUAUUUCAGCUUUUAUUUCUUUCAUCACAUUCCCAGUGGGUCAGAAGUUUAUAUACACUCAAUUAGUAUUUGUUAGCAUUGCCUUUAAAUUGUUUAAUUUGGGUCAAACGUUUUGGGUAGCCUUCCACAAGCUUACAAUAACUUGGGAGAAUUUUGGCCCAUUCCUCCUGCCAGAGCUGGUGUAACUGAGUCAGGUUUGUAGGCCUCCUUUCUCGCACACACCUUUUCAUUUCCGCCCACACAUUUUCUAUAGGAUUGAGUUCAGGGCUUUGUGAUGGCCACUCCAAUACCUUGACUUUGUUGUCCUUAAGCCAUUUUGCCACAACUUUGGAAGUAUGCUUGGGGUCAUUGUCCAUUUGGAAGACCCAUUUGCGACCAAGCUUUAACUGAUGUCUUGAGAUGUUGCUUCAAAAAUAUCCACAUCAUUUUCCUUCCUCAUGAUGCCAUCUAUUUUGUGAAGUGCACCAGUCCCUCCUGCAGCAAAGCACCCCCACAGCAUGAUGCUGCCACCCCAGUGCUUCACGGUUGGGAUGGUGUUCUUCGGCUUGCAAGCACCCCUUUUUUCCUCCAAACAUAACAAUGGUCAUUAUGGCCAAACAGUUCUAUUUUUGUUUCAUCAGACCAGAGGACAUUUCUCCAAAAAGUACGAUAUUUGUCCCCAUGUGCAGUUGCAAACCGUAGUCUGGCUUUUUUUAUGGCGGUUUUGGAGCAGUGGCUUCUUCCUUGCUGAGCGGCCUUUCAGCUUAUGUCGAUAUAGGACUAGUUUUCUAUGGAUAUAGAUAGUUUUUGUACCUGUUUCCUCCAGAAUCUUCACAAGUCCUUUGCUGUUGUUCUGGGAUUGAUUUGCACUUUUCGCACCAAAGUUCAUUCAUCUCUAGGAGACAGAACGCAUCUCCUUCCUGAGCGGUAUGACGGCUGCGUGGUCCCAUGGUGUUUAUACUUGCGUACUAUUGUUUGUACAGAUGAACGUGGUACCUUCAGGUGUUUGGAAAUUGCUCCCAAGGAUGAACCAGACUUGUAGAGGUCUACAAUAAUUUUUCUGAGGUCUUGGCUGAUUUCUUUUGAUUUUCCCAUGAUGUCAAGCAAAGAGUCACUGAGUUUGAAGGUAGGCCUUGAAAUACGUGUGUGUGUGUGUGUGUGUGUGUGUGUGUGUGUAUGUGUGUGUGUAUAUGUGUAUGUAUAUGCAUGACACAGUGCAUUGUAUUAAACAAAACUGGUACGGUCUCCCUCUUCCCAUCCCUCCCUGCCACCCUCUCCUCCCUCCCGCUUCCUCCUUUUCCCUCCCUCUCUUUCUCCCUCCCUCUAUACUCUCCCGUUCCCCCCAGGAGGAUGUGAAGUCCCUGACAGCCCAUAUAGUAGAGAACUACUGGAAGGCUCUGGAGGAUGUGAACUACGUUCAGACCUUUAAAGGACUGAAGCUGCGCUACGAACAGCAGAGGGAGAGGCAGGACAACCCCAAACUGGACAGGUAAUAUAUUGACAACCCCAAACUGGACAGGUAAUAUAUUGACAACCCCAAACUGGACAGGUAAUAUAUUGACAACCCCAAACUGGACAGGUAAUAUAUUGACAACCCCAAACUGGACAUGUAAUAUAUUGACAACCCAAACUGGACAGGUAAUACACUGCUCAAAAAAAUAAAGGGAACACUAAAAUAACACAUCCUAGAUCUGAAUGAAUGAAACAAUCUUAUUAAAUACUUUUUUUCUUUACAUAGUUGAAUGUGCUGACAACAAAAUCACACACAAAUUAUCAAUGGAAAUCAAAUUUAUCAACCCAUGGAGGUCUGGAUUUGGAGUCACCCUCAAAAUUAAAGUGGAAAACCACACUACAGGCUGAUCCAACUUUGAUGUAAUGGCCUUAAAACAAGACAAAAUGAGGCUCAGUAGUGUGUGUGGCCUCCGUGCCUGUUUGACCUCCCUACAACGCCUGGGCAUGCUCCUGAUGAGGUGGCGGAUGGUCUCCUGAGGGAUCUCCUCCCAGACCUGGACUAAAGCAUCCUCCAACUCCUGGACAGUCUGUGGUGCAACGUGUCGUUGGUGGAUGGAGCGAGACAUGAUGUGCUCAAUUGGAUUCAGGUCUGGGGAACGGGCGGGCCAGUCCAUAGCAUCAAUGCCUUCCUCUUGCAGGAACUGCUGACACACUCCAGCCACAUGAGGUCUAGCAUUGUCUUGCAUUAGGAGGAACCCAGGGCCAACCGCACCAGCAUAUGGUCUCACAAGGGGUCUGAGGAUCUCAUCUCGGUACCUAAUGGCAGUCAGGCUACCUCUGGCGAGCACAUGGAGGGCUGUGCAGCCCCCCAAAGAAAUGCCACCCCACACCAUGACUGACCCACCGCCAAACCGGUCAUGCUGGAGGAUGUUGCAGGCAGCAGAACGUUCUCCACGGCGUCUCCAGACUCUGUCACGUCUGUCACAUGUGCUCAGUGUGAACCUGCUUUCAUCUGUGAAGAGCACAGGGCGCCAGUUGCGAAUUUGCCAAUCUUGGUGUUCUCUGGCAAAUGCCAAACGUCCUGCACGGUGUUGGGCUGUAAGCACAACCCCCACCUGUGGACGUCGGGCCCUCAUACCGCCCUCAUGGAGUCUGUUUCUGACCGUUUGAGCAGACACAUGCACAUUUGUGGCCUGCUGGAGGUCAUUUUGCAGGGCUCUGGCAGUGCUCCUGCUCCUCCUUGCACAUACGCGGAGGUAGCAGUCCUGCUGCUGGGUUGUUGCCCCUCCAUAAAUUGGGCCUCCUCCACGUCUCCUGAUGUACUGGCCUGUCUCCUGGUAGCGCCUCCAUGCUCUGGACACUACGCUGACAGACACAGCAAAUCUUCUUGCCACAGCUCGCAUUGAUGUGCCAUCCUGGAUGAGCUGCACUACCUGAGGCACUUGUGUGGGUUGUAGACUCCGUCUCAUGCUACCACUAGAGUGAAAGCACCGCCAGCAUUCAAAAGUGACCCAAACAUCAGCCAGGAAGCAAAGGAACUGAGAAGUGGUCUGUGGUCACCACCUGCAAAACCAGUCCUUUAUUGGGGGCGUCUUGCUAAUUUGCCUAUAAUUUCCACCUGUUGUCUAUUCCAUUUGCACAACAGCAUGUGACAUUUAUUGUCAAUCAGGGUUGCUUCCUAAGUGGACAGUUUGAUUUCACAGAAGUGUGAUUGACUUGGAGUUACAUUGUGUUGUUUAAGUGUUCCCUUUAUUUUUUUGAGCAGUGUAUAUUGACAACCCCAAACUGGACAGGUAAUAUAUUGACAACCCCAAACUGGACAGGUAAGGUAUUGACAACCCCGAAGCGGACAGGUAAUGUAUUGACAACCCCAAACUGGACAGGUAAUGUAUUGACAAUGGUUGGAUGAGUGAUUUAAUGGAUGGAAGGACAGAUGGAAUCAAAAUUCUGGUAGUGAUGUUUGGAGUUGGUGGUGGGCGUUCUAUCUGUGGUUGUUUGGGAAUGACUGCCGUUAGCUACAGGGUGAGUGAGUGGUCGUUUUUUGGCUUUGAAGGAAUCCGAUUGGCUAGUGCUACUGUCUUUUGCCGCGACUCGAUCUAAUGGUCGAAAAUGCAUAAAGAUGGCAGAAUUAAAAGAUAUGUCAUUGUUUUAGCGCUGUCCACUGACUGUUUAAACUACGGCAGGCAACAUGGUACAAUGUGCCAAUAAAUCAGCACAAUCUACUUUUUAGUUUUUUCUAAUUGCCGGCGUCUUGAAGCUAGAAUUGGGAUCAUGUGCACUGUGCUGAUGACUGUACGAGAAAAGAGUAACGGAGAGCACUGUACAGUAAUGAGAACAUGGCAAUUUGUGAAAAGUGCAUGGGGGCCGUUAUAGUUAUGCCCCUCCACUAUUGGCUUUACCAAUGUUUUAAAACAUUUUACAGUUUGGAAUCCGCCGGUUCUUAUUGAUUGCUAUUCAUGAUGUAUCUGUAAGUCGACUCUACAGUCACGGUCAGGCGUAACCGUUGGUCACCUCCCUUCACACAGCAUGCGGUCCAUCCUGAGGAACCACCGCUUCCGCCGGGACGCACGGACGUUGGACGACGACGAGGAGAUGUGGUUCAACGCGGACGAGGACGAGCUGGAGGACGGCGAGGCGGUGGUGCCCCCCUCGGACAACAAGACCACCAAGACUAGCGGCGCCGCGGAGAACGAAGACCUCAUGGACCCCAUCAGCAAGUUCAUGGAGAGGAAGAAACGUAGGUCGCAGGGAAAGAAUGCAUGAAUUGCUGGCAGAACUGGCCUGGUUCAAAUACAUGUUAUGUGAAAUACAGUUUUUAGGUUACACCUGUUUUGGCUUGGAAUUUGUACUUUUGGGAUUAUGCAAUUGGUUCUGUUGCUCUGAGUAAACACAAUGUAAGCGCAGCUCAUACAUUCGACGGUAGCUGACAUACUCUAUGUACUGAGAACGAAGUAAGUCGUGUCUUGCGUCUUUAAAAACGGUCAAACUGACGGCCUACAACUGUCUGUAUCUCGGUCUCUCGGCCCCACAGUGAAAGACUCAGACGACAAGGAAGUUCUGGGCAAGUCCAGUAGUCUGUCGGGCCGCCAGAGCCCCAGCUUCAAGCUGUCCUUCUCCGGCUCCACUACCAAGACCAGCCUGUCCAGCCCGCCCUCCUCCGCCUCGCUGCACCCCGGCUCGCCAGGCUCCCCAGGAUCGCCAGGGGCCAAGGGCUCGCCCCCGACAGCAGUCACCACCAAGGUGGGUAGUAGUAGCUAACCCACCUCCAUGUGUUCCUUAAGGCACGGAACAACAGAAAAUAUUUGUUCAAUGUUUCCCGAUGGAAAAUGAAAAUCCAGGUAACCCUCCCAGUUUGUCAGUAGUCUUCAUUCUGUGCAUAAUAAUGGGGUGAUUUUGGGGGGGGGUUGGGAGGUGGUUUAGUAGUUUAGGUGUUACAGAAGACAGGGAUAGUUUACCCAUAGUAUAACAUGGACAUUUUGUUUUCCUUACCUUGAAAGCAGUCUGGAGAAGGACAGACUGCAAUCCACACUUUGGGUUUGUUUACAGAGCAACUGCCAACAACCGCUGACUUUUAGCAUUUGCAAACCAAAAACCAGUAGUUUUACCCCAAAUUAGCAUUAUUUGGAUGAACUAUCCCUCCUUGAAAGGUGAGGUGUCUGCUAGCUUUGCACAGUCUAAUGCAGGAGUCUCAAACUCAAAUUACCUGGGGGCCAACACCCAUCUUGCUGCUGUUAUAGGUGGCCAUUUUGAGUAAUGCCAACAUUGUGCAAAAUAUUAUUUGUGUGGUGUUAGGUGCUCAUUUAACAUAUUUGCUAGCAUUCUAUGUUAGUGGUUGGACUUGUUGCAGCCGUUAUGUAGAUUGUUGUGCCAGCGUAUGUGGUCUAUGGUUACUCCAAAGAUAUGUGGCAUGUAAUAUGCGAUAGUAAUAAACGUAGUUGUGCAUUGGGUUGAUUCCAAUAGGGAAGAAGUCCUCUGGAUGGGAAGCAGAUAUCAGUCUGUGGGCCCCAAGAAAGUUUCUUGUGGUCCUGAUGUGGCCCCCAGGUCUGGAGUUUAGUAGUUAUUUUUGUUUCUUCUUUAAAUCUGAAGAUCAGAUCUGAAUAGAUGAAUUAUCUCUCCAUCUCUCUCAGGGAGGUCUGGUGGGGCUGGUGGACUACCCCGACGACGACGAGGAGGAAGAGGACGGCGAGAGUAAAGAGGAGACUCCGCCCCUGUCCAAGAAGUCCAAGCUGAGCUCCUAAUAAUAAAAAUAAAAAAACGUUAAUAUUGUUCCUCUCUCAGAGCGCCAGACUAUUUUCCACCGAUCCCACGAUAGGCACAGAAAACUAACAAAAACUGUUAAAACCAUGAAUGACCCCACCCCCUUGGUUUUCAAUGGUGGCUCUUUUUGAGGAGUGGACUAUGAAUGGAAACGCGUCUCCUCGGACUAAUCCCAAUAUACAAGUGCCAAUCUGGAGGCCGUGGAGCUAGGAGCGAACGCAGCAAACGAACGGACAAGAGAGAAAGGCGUGGAGAAAAUACUAUUUCCGAUAUUGGCGUCAGAUAAAAGGGGCGGACUGACGAUUUCUAAUUCAACAAAGCUAAAAUAUCACAUUUAUCUACACACACACUCGCUACAAACAAAAACCCCAAAGAGCUUGCGGGCUCAGACCAUGACUCACUGCCCCACCCCCAACCCCCCACUCAGGGAAGGACAUUGCAGCGACCCCCAAAAUGGGGCCGGCCAAUCCAGAAGCAGAACCACCACCACUCACCCCCUACGCUGACUCCUCCUCUCAGCUCCUCUCUCUCUGUCCUCCAUCCGCUACAUUCUCCC
Molecule: messenger RNA, 23175 nt
Organism: Coregonus sp. 'balchen'
Lineage: Eukaryota; Metazoa; Chordata; Actinopteri; Salmoniformes; Salmonidae
Source: the annotation of a GenBank genome assembly